Molecule: messenger RNA, 2602 nt
Organism: Fonticula alba
Lineage: Eukaryota; Rotosphaerida; Fonticulaceae
Product: cell division cycle protein 48
Exons: 4
Coding region: 14-2572 (852 amino acids)
Biological process (GO): mitotic spindle disassembly; autophagosome maturation; retrograde protein transport, ER to cytosol
Cellular component (GO): nucleus; cytosol; VCP-NPL4-UFD1 AAA ATPase complex
Molecular function (GO): ATP binding; polyubiquitin modification-dependent protein binding; ATP hydrolysis activity
Source: RefSeq, a predicted model, not a curated record
CCCCCCCCCCACCAUGACCACCAACCCCGCUGUUACUCCCAAGGAGGAGGAUCUGGCCACGGCUAUCCUCCGGAAAAAGAGCGCCCCCAACCGCCUGAUCGUCGAUGAGACCGUCAAGGAUGACAACUCCAUCAUCAUCCUCAACCCCCAGACCAUCGAGGAGCUGGAGCUCUUCAAUGGCGACACCAUCCUCGUCCGCGGCAAGAAGCGCCGCGACACGGCACUCGUUGUCAUGGGCGAUGAGAACUGCGAGGUCGGCAAGUGCCGCAUCAACAAGGUUGUCCGCUCCAACCUGCGCGUUCGCCUGUCCGACAUCAUCUCCAUCCACCCCUUCACCGAUGGGAUCGAGUACGCCACCAAGGUCCACAUUUUGCCGAUCGAGGACACCAUUCAGGGUGUCACCGGCAACCUGUUCGACACCUUCCUGCGUCCGUACUUCGAUGGUGCCUACCGCCCCGUGCGCAAGGGUGAUCUGUUCCUCGUGCGCGCCGCCAUGCGCGCGGUCGAGUUCAAGAUUGUCGACUGCGAGCCGGCUCCCUACUGCAUCAUCAAUGAGUCCACCGAGAUCUUCUGCGAGGGCGAGCCCAUCAAGCGCGAGGAAGAGGAGGCCAACCUCAAUGACAUUGGCUACGAUGAUGUCGGUGGCUGCCGCAAGCAGAUGGCCCAGAUCCGCGAGCUGGUGGAGCUCCCCCUGCGCCACCCGCAGCUUUUCAAGGCCAUCGGCAUCAAGCCCCCUCGUGGUAUCCUCCUGUACGGCCCUCCGGGUACCGGUAAGACUCUGAUUGCCCGUGCGGUGGCCAAUGAGACGGGUGCCUUCCUGCUGGUGAUCAACGGCCCGGAGAUCAUGUCCAAGAUGGCCGGCGAGUCGGAGUCCAACUUGCGCCGGGCCUUCGAGGAGGCCGAGAAGAAUGCCCCGGCCAUCAUCUUCAUCGAUGAGAUCGACUCGAUUGCGCCCAAGCGCGACAAGGCCGGCGGCGAGGUCGAGCGCCGUGUGGUGUCGCAGCUGCUGACCCUCAUGGAUGGCCUGAAGCCGCGGUCCAAUGUGGUGGUCAUGGCCGCCACCAACCGGCCGAACUCCAUCGAUGCGGCCCUGCGGCGCUUCGGGCGCUUCGAUCGCGAGGUGGACAUCGGCAUCCCGGAUGCCACUGGUCGCCUGGAGAUCCUGAACAUCCACACCAAGAACAUGAAGCUCAGUGACGAUGUGGAUCUGGUGAAGAUCUCCUCCGACACCCAUGGGUUUGUCGGUGCGGACUUGGCGCAGCUCUGCUCGGAGGCGGCCAUGCAGCAGAUCCGCGAGAAGAUGGAGCUCAUCGACCUGGAGGAGGACACCAUCGAUGCCGAGGUGCUGGCCAUGCUGGCUGUCAGCAUGGACAACUUCCGCCAUGCGCUGACUUCCACCAACCCGUCGGCCCUUCGUGAGAUGGUCAUCGAGGUGCCGAAUGUGUCUUGGGAUGACAUCGGCGGCUUGGAGAUGGUCAAGCGCGAGCUCCAGGAGACCGUGCAGUACCCGGUCGAGCAUCCGGAGAAGUUCACCAAGUUCGGCAUGAACCCCUCCAAGGGUGUCCUCUUCUAUGGGCCGCCCGGUACGGGUAAGACCCUGCUGGCCAAGGCCAUUGCCAAUGAGUGCCAGGCCAACUUCAUUUCCAUCAAGGGCCCGGAGCUGCUGACCAUGUGGUUCGGCGAGUCCGAGGCCAAUGUGCGGGAUGUCUUUGACAAGGCCCGCGCGGCGGCUCCGUGUGUGCUCUUCUUCGACGAGUUGGAUUCCAUCGCCAAGGCGCGUGGCACGUCGGCCGGGGACUCCGGCGCUUCGGAUCGUGUGCUGAACCAGAUGCUGACCGAGAUGGAUGGCAUGGGUGCCAAGAAGAAUGUCUUCAUCAUUGGCGCCACCAACCGUCCGGACACCAUCGACCCGGCGCUCAUGCGCCCCGGGCGCCUGGACCAGCUGAUUUACAUCCCCCUGCCGGAUGACGAGUCGCGCAAGCAGAUCUUCCGCGCGGCCCUGCGCAAGUCGCCGGUGGCUCCGGAUGUGGAUGUGUCGGUGCUGGCGGCCGCGACGCGCGGUUUCUCCGGUGCCGAUAUCACGGAAAUCUGCCAGCGUGCUUGUAAGUUCGCCAUUCGCGAGUCGAUCGAGCGUGACCGGAGCGUGUGGCUGGAGCGUCGCCGUCGGGAGGCCGAGGGUGGCAAUGCCAGCGGCGAUGAUGCCAUGGCCGUGGAUGCGGACAGCGUGGCGGCCAUGACCGCCGAGGAGGGCUACGAGGACCCGGUGCCGGAGAUUCGUCGUGACCACUUUGAGGAGGCCAUGCGCUUUGCGCGCCGGUCGGUGUCCGAUGCGGACAUCCGCCGCUAUGAGAUGUUCUCCCAGACGCUGCAGCAGUCUCGCGGCAUCGGUGCUGGCGGUGGUGGCACCGGGGAGUUCCGCUUCCCGACGGGCUCGGCCGCGGCCGGUGCCGGUGCGUCGUCCGGUGGGGCCUCGGCCGCGGCGGCUCCUGCCGCUUCGGCGGGUGGCGCCCCGGCUGCCGGGUCAUCCGCCGGCCACCUGGAUCCGGGUGUUGAUGAUCUCUACAGCUCUUAAGAGCCGGUGUGUGUGUGUGUGUGCGCGCGC